Pseudomassariella vexata is the source of this 715-nucleotide messenger RNA. RefSeq lists its product as uncharacterized. Bases 236 to 658 code for a protein of 140 amino acids. NCBI's taxonomy places the organism in Eukaryota, Fungi, Ascomycota, Sordariomycetes, Amphisphaeriales, Pseudomassariaceae. The transcript has 2 exons. The record is from RefSeq and is a predicted model, not a curated record.
GGAUAACAUAAGUCGGAUUGCAUUGCUAGUAUACAUCAUGCGACUUGGACACAUUUCAGGUGAAGAUGGCUAUCGCAACCCCGAAGGUAGAGGGCUAGCAUAGCUGGAUGGCAGGCUUCUAUGUACAAAUGCAUAGCAAGGUUGCUCAGAGCCUGCAUAUGUAAGGCAACAGUGGGGGACGAUUUGAUCUUUGUUGCUUUCGCCACAAAUAAUAAGAUACGGACUGCAAUGCAGUAUGUCACAGCCGGAAGUUGUUCCUUCUGCUGUCCACGCACUAUUCGUGUCCCUGUCCCGGAUCUGUCUUAUAUUGACAGUCCGUGAAAAUGUAUUUCUCGUUAGCAACCGAGCGCGCAAGCCGAUCGUCGCAUCACACACUCUGGGAAGUCUACUCCUUCCAGGGCGCGAUCCGAAGGCAGGCCAAAAGGGUGUCGAGGGUCGCGGCAGUCACAAUGAGCAUUACGAGGACACUGAGGACGCGAGACAAGCCCAGGAUCGUUCUCCAGAGGACAGCCACCAUCACGACGAUGGUUCUAUGCAAUUGUUCCACGAUCAUGAAGAGAUGCGUGAGGAAUUCCUCGACCAUAGUGCCUUGCGUGUAGGCAAACUGAAGAUGAUGGCGAGUGUCGGCCUGUAUACCCCCAAGAAGGCAAAAGGUUAGCCAGUCAUUUAGACUCUACUCUAGAAAGAAGACGAGGCAAAUAUAAAAUGAAAACCA